Messenger RNA from Vicia villosa (hairy vetch), 1771 nucleotides. RefSeq names its product protein WVD2-like 4. The transcript has 8 exons. NCBI's taxonomy places the organism in Eukaryota, Viridiplantae, Streptophyta, Magnoliopsida, Fabales, Fabaceae. The record is from RefSeq and is a predicted model, not a curated record. Gene Ontology annotation, molecular function: microtubule binding. The coding region runs from base 305 to 1579 and encodes 424 amino acids. Gene Ontology annotation, biological process: microtubule cytoskeleton organization.
GAGUCAUUGUGACAGUUACUAUUAAUCUAUCUAUCUAUUCCAAUUCCAAUGCCAAUUCAUUGAAAGCAAGCUUAGUUCCACUUGAGCUUUCUUUCCACAAAUCACUCUUGCAAAGAAAACCUUAGUGUCACCAACUCCAAGCUUUCAUCCUCACUUUCAACUAUCACAAUUCACAUCCAAAACCACUUACAAAAAAAUUAAUCACUUCUUCUAGCUAGUGCUUCUAAUCCAAACCACCAACAACCAUUAUAUUCCCACUUAAUCUUCACCAUUAUUCACUUUGAAACUCAAAUUUAAGAGCGCAAUGGAAUCCGAUAACGGUAUUGUUAUGGAAGACGAAAAACAUGUCAUUGGAGAAACAACUAACGAGAAUAUACAUAAAGAAAUUGAACAUGAUUCUAAUGCAGAAGUUGAGAACAAAAAUGAAGUAUCUCAACCCACAAUAGAAACCGAAAGCAACAAAUCUGCGAUUAGUAAAAACUCCGAACGUGUUAAGGAACCUGGUGUCAAAAGUGGUUUAGCUUCAAUGAACACUAAAUCUACCACGAAAGAUAAAUCGAAUUUGAAGGCGACAACUUCAUCGUCUCAAAGACAACAAAACCUUUCGAGAAGCCUUACUUACCCUUCCAAAUUGGCUCAUGUUGAAGCUAUGAAGAAAAGCACUGACGGGAUUCUUCUGAAGACGGAAAAUAAACGUGCUCAAGCUGCGGCUUCGAAUCUUCAUUCGAGAAAGUUAACAAACACAAAGGAGCCAAAGACAAAUCAUGGAAAUUCUAAACAAAGGACUUCUUUGACAAACCAUGUGAAUGCAGUUGCAAAAAGCAUUACAUCUGUGGCAUCCUUACCUGCUGAUCUGAAUUCAAACCCCGCGAAAAGUGAGAAACCAAAUAAACAAGAUGACGAUGUUCGUUCGACAACUUCAAGUCUUACUCCACGUAGGACGAGCAGCGGUUCUGGAUUUUCCUUCCGAUUGGAAGAACGAGCUGAAAAAAGAAAAGAGUUUUUCUCGAAGUUAGAAGAGAAAAUUCAAGAAAAGGAAGCGGAGAAAAGUAAUCUGCAAGAGAAAUCAAAGGAAAGGAAGGAGGCGGAGAUCAAGAAAUUAAGAAAGAAGAUGACAUUCAAAGCAGCUCCAAUGCCAAGUUUCUAUAAGGAACCUCCUCCAAAAAUUGAACUCAAAAAGAUACCUACAACACGCCCGAAAUCGCCAAGGCUUGGAAGAAACAAAGGCUCUAUUGUGAACAACAGUUCAGAAAACAAAACUAGUUCUAGUGCCAUUGCAAAAGUAAAAGGUUAUAAAGACGUGGGUUCAAAGAAACCGGUCAGAAAAACACAAGCCAAGGUCACAAAAACAGAAAUGGAUUAUGGCGAGUCUGUUACAAAAGACGUACUAAUAAUCGAGCAAGAUGCGAAAGUGAAUAUAGAAGGCAAUAAAGAAAGUAAAGAUCCACCUCUUGACAUUUCUGAAUGCCAAAAUGGGAUGGAGCUAGAGCCACUAAAUGAACUUGCUCAGAGCAGUGCACCGGUGCAAAAUGCUUCCACACCAGAAAUUGUAUCCUAUGAAGUUACUGUUGGAGUGUAGAUUGGUGUACAAGAUUGGAGAGUAUUUAUGUAAACUCAGGGUCCCUUUUUUACCAGUUAUUACAUCAUUAUAUUGUGAAUAUAGAUGUUGUUUCAUGUUCAUCAAAAGCAUAUAUUGCAAUGAAGAAAAUUAAGUCUUGUAUUAAACCUGUUAUUGUUUGUAAUGAAUAGUAAGAAAGCCUUGUUUUGUUAA